Saccostrea cuccullata (small rock oyster) is the source of this 418-nucleotide messenger RNA. RefSeq lists its product as uncharacterized. The annotation marks the transcript as partial. The record is from RefSeq and is a predicted model, not a curated record. Lineage: Eukaryota; Metazoa; Mollusca; Bivalvia; Ostreida; Ostreidae. The transcript is spliced from 4 exons.
AAAUCUGCAUUUGUCUCAUGUAAUGGCGGCAUCCUUGUUUAUGCGGUGAGAUACGUAUUACACUGAACCUAAUCUAAGCAUGCCCAGGAGUAAGAAGCGUGGAGCUGCGGCUGCCAAGGAGAAGGCAGUGGCCGCAGAAGAUGCUCCUGUCAAAGAAUCGCCGGCCGGGAGAAGAAAAAGAGGAACAGCCUCCCAGAGCCCCGCCCCCCAAAAACCAGCCCCAAAAGCCUCGCCCAGUCCAGCUCCCAGAUCAAGGAGCAGAGGUACAGCAAGAGGGAAAUCGCAAGGAAAAGGUGAUAGUGCAGAAGAUACUGGAAGAGUAACCAGAGCGGUGGUACAGGAAGCAGAAGAUUCUCCCAAACGAGGCCGUUCCACUUCCAGGCGGGGGAAACCAGCCAGUGAACCUGCACCACAACCA